Messenger RNA from Hyaena hyaena (striped hyena), 776 nucleotides. It is a transcript of the gene TAC3, whose product is annotated as tachykinin precursor 3. Lineage: Eukaryota; Metazoa; Chordata; Mammalia; Carnivora; Hyaenidae. Gene Ontology annotation, biological process: positive regulation of blood pressure; tachykinin receptor signaling pathway. The transcript is spliced from 7 exons. Bases 128 to 508 code for a protein of 126 amino acids. The record is from RefSeq and is a predicted model, not a curated record.
AGAGGCAGCGUCACCACCAGCACCACCAGCACCACCAGCGUGUGGGGAGUGGGUACUGCUGCUGCUGGCCAGCUCCCUGAUCCUGCUAGACCAUCUGCCCUAGGCUCAAAGCUGCUCCACAGGCACCAUGCGGAGCGCCCUGCUGUUCGCAGCCAUUCUGGCCGUCAGCCUGGCUUACAGUUUUGGGGCUGUCUGUGAGGACUCACGGGAGCAGGUGGUGCCCGGUGGGGGCCACAACAAGAAGGACUUGGACCUCUACCAGCUGCCCCCGUCAUUGCUCCGGAAACUCUAUGACAGCCGCUCAGUCUCUCUGGAUGGAUUGCUCAAAAUGCUGAGCAAGGCUAGCGUGGAUCCUAAGGAAUUGCCACUUCCCCAGAAACGUGACAUGCACGACUUCUUUGUGGGACUUAUGGGCAAGAGGAACAACCAGCCAGACACUUCUAUUGAUGUAAACCAAGAGACUGUCUCCAGCUUUGGCACCCUGAAGUAUCCCCCCAGUGUGGAGUGAGCACUCCACUUCUGGACUUAUAGGCUGCAUCAUGAAGACACCUGUCCCCUCUCCCAACCCCCAGCUGCAUGUGCUCUAGCUCCCUUUCUCUUCCCCAGCCGUGUAACACUGCUGUGCUUUGACUCCUUCCCCAUCCCUCUACCUCACUGUGAUGGAGAAACUGCAAAGCGAGCAUCCUUAGUCCCAGUGGGCAUUGGCUGUAGAUCCCCUUGGAUAAUGUAAGUGUCCUUACACUUAAAAACAUGACAUCUCUUUCCACUCCUCAACA